UAACAUACACAUCAAAGAGAGAAGUGAAUUAAAAGAAGAAAAAAAAUAUAUAGAAGAAAAUGGGUGUGAAGGUUCCAAUUAUAGAUUUUAGAAAGUCAUCAGAGUGGGAAAAAGGAAGUGAAAAAUGGGUUUUAGUGAGAGAUGAAGUUUACAAAUCUUUAGAAGAAUUUGGUUGCUUUGAGGCUUUACUUGAUGAAGAUAUUCCAAAAGAAAAACUAUAUGAUAAGUUAAAAGAAGUUUAUAACUUCAAUUUGGAGAAAAAAUUUGGUCACUCAGUGUCACCAGAUGUGAAAAUAGGGUACACCAAGUAUGGUCCUGGAACACCACUUCAAGAAAGACUUAUGAUUGACCAUGUACUCAAAGAAGGUGUUAUUGAGAAUUUUUCCAAAAUACUUUGGCCUGAUGGAGAGACUGAAUUCAGUGAUGUGAUGAUUACUUACUCCAAGAAAGUAACAGAAUUUAAUGAUAUAGUAAGAAGAAUGGUGUUUGAUAAAUUGGGAUUAAAGGAAUAUUACUUGGAUGAACACAAAAAAUCAGGUGAUCCAUUUGUUGUGUUGAUCAAGUAUAGAGUGCCUGAAGAUGGUGAAAAAAAUAUUGGAGUACCUCCUCAUACUGAUAAAGUUAUUUCAAUAGUUUUAAGUCAACAUGAUAUGAAUAUAAAUGGGUUGCAAAUUAUGGAAAAAAAUGGACAAUGGAUUGAUGUUCAAUAUUCAAAACCUUAUUCAUACAUAUUCCUUGUUGGUGACUAUUUGAAAGCAUUUACGAAUGGUAGACUGCGUUGUCCUCUUCAUCAAGUGAUUAUAGGAAAUGAAGAGAGGUAUACUGUAGGUUUGCCAAUAUUUCCAAAAGAAGGGCAUAUCAUAAAAGUCCCAGAAGAACUUGUUGAUGAAGAUCAUCCUUUGCUUUAUAAACCCUUUGAUGGUUCCAAAUAUCUUCCAUUUUAUCUGUCAGAGCUUAAACGCGGCGUUGUUGCUACUCUCGAGAGCUACUGUGGUGUCUCAGCCGACACUCCAAACUUGUGUUGAUCGUGGCUUGGGCCGGGGCCGGGGCCCUCUCCUAGUCCCGCCCCUCUGUAAUUGUUCUAAGCUACUAUUUUCUUUGUGUACUUGAGUGUUUUUGUUGUGUCUCACAGUUCAUGUGGGGGACUUCUCCUAGUCCCGCCCCUCCAUCUUGUAAUAGUUCUAAGCCACUAUUUUCGUUGUGUACUUGUGUUUUUUUGUUUGUGUCUCAGCUAAUAUUCUGAACUUGUCUCGAUACUGACAGUUCCAAGUGGGGACCUCCUAAUAAGGGUCUCUUUUUCUAAUUAGACUCUUUUUUUCGUUCUAUCAAUAAACAAGUUUGUGCUCUAUUAAUUAGGAAGUUGCAAAUUCGUUGGGUUGAUUUA
This is a messenger RNA of Capsicum annuum, 1384 nucleotides long. Its product is annotated as probable 2-oxoglutarate-dependent dioxygenase AOP1. The transcript is spliced from 3 exons. Gene Ontology annotation, molecular function: dioxygenase activity. The record is from RefSeq and is a predicted model, not a curated record. Lineage: Eukaryota; Viridiplantae; Streptophyta; Magnoliopsida; Solanales; Solanaceae. The coding region runs from base 60 to 1025 and encodes 321 amino acids.